This is a messenger RNA of Oncorhynchus tshawytscha (Chinook salmon), 3436 nucleotides long. RefSeq names its product TAF6-like RNA polymerase II, p300/CBP-associated factor (PCAF)-associated factor (gene taf6l). The coding region runs from base 390 to 2303 and encodes 637 amino acids. Lineage: Eukaryota; Metazoa; Chordata; Actinopteri; Salmoniformes; Salmonidae. Gene Ontology annotation, molecular function: protein heterodimerization activity; transcription coactivator activity; RNA polymerase II general transcription initiation factor activity. Gene Ontology annotation, cellular component: SLIK (SAGA-like) complex; SAGA complex; transcription factor TFIID complex. The record is from RefSeq and is a predicted model, not a curated record. The transcript has 12 exons. Gene Ontology annotation, biological process: transcription initiation at RNA polymerase II promoter; RNA polymerase II preinitiation complex assembly.
CUUGAUAACUCCCUUCACAACAGCGCUGCUCAGCGGCGCGUAAGAAGUGUGAAUGCCCUGACUUCUGCAGAGUCCAUAUCACCCUUAAUACUGCACCACCAAUGCAGACUUGGUGAAGGUAAUACCUUAAAAUUGGCUGCCAACCGCCAUAAUUACAAAUAAAAAAAAUCCACAGAAGAAUUAAGUAGCGGUUGUGGGAGUGACGCACAUUUGAGUGACAUCGAAUUGGACCAAUCUUUGGAAGGCUGGCUUUCCGGAAAAUGUCGGCGCACCCGAGUGAGGUUCCUGUGUGCGGUUUAGAACGAUAACCUUGCAAAUUCAUACUGUCCAGUUGCACCAGUUGGUCUCUCUCCUCAGAUCUGUGGGUCUACCGGGACGCUGCCGUGAGCAUGGAGGAGAGGCGCUUCGCUGAAGUCCCCAGAGAGUCUGUCAAACUCAUGGCUGAGAGUGCGGGAGUAGAACUCAGCGACGAUGUGGCUGCAUUGUUGGCUGAAGAUGUCUGCUACCGGCUUAGGGAAGCCACACAGAGCAGCUCUCAGUUCAUGAGACAUGCCAAGAGGAGGAAGCUGACAGUAGAGGACUUCAACAGAGCACUGCGCUGGAGCAAUGUGGAGGCCAUAGCCGGCUACGGUGCGCAAGAUGCCCUACCUUUCCGACCGAUCAAGGAGGGCGAGCUAUUCUUUGUGGAUGACCGUGAUGUCAACCUGGUUGAACUUGCCCUGGCCACCAACAUACCCAAGGGCUGUGCCGAGACCAUGGUGCGAGUGAACGUGUCUUAUCUGGAUGGGAAAGGCAACCUGGAGCCUCAAGGUACAGUUCCCAGUGCUGUACAAACUCUCUCGGAGGAUCUGCUCAAGUACUACCAGCAGAUCACCCGGGCCAUACUAGGAGAGGACCCACACCUUAUGAAGGUGGCUUUGCUGGAUCUCCAGUCCAACUCCAAGAUUGCUGCCCUCCUGCCAUAUUUUGUAUAUGUCAUCAGUGGGGUGAAGUCUGUGAGCCACGACCUGGAGCAGCUGAACCGUCUGCUGCACAUGGUGAAGAGUCUGGUGCAGAACCCCUACCUGUACCUUGGCUCCUACGUGCGUAGCCUGGUGUCCAGCGUCAUGUACUGCAUCCUGGAGCCGCUGGCCGCCUCCAUCAACCCCCUCAAUGACCACUGGACCUUAAGGGACUACGCAGCACUUCUGCUCAGCCACAUCUUCUGGACCCAUGGAGACCUGGUCAGUGGUCUGUACCAUCAGAUUCUGCUGUCUCUGCAGAAGGUUCUGUCAGACCCGGUCCGCCCGCUGUGUUCUCACUAUGGAGCUGUCGUGGGGCUACACGCACUCGGGUGGAAGGCUGUUGAGCGGGUGUUAUAUCCACACUUGCCAGCCUACUGGGCUAACCUGCAAGCUGUCCUGGAUGAUUACUCCGUCUCCAACGCCCAAGUGAAAGCAGACGGACACAAGGUCUACGGAGCCAUCCUGGUGGCGGUGGAGCGCCUGCUGAAGAUGAAAGCCCUGUCUCUGUCCCAACCAGCGGAGGGGAGCAGCAGCGCCCAGCCGGGCUCUGGGGGCGUGAUGGGUUUCAGGGUGAGUUCCCCCGGGCUCAGCCCCCCUCCAGAGCCCCUCUCCGAGGCCGCCCUGGGCAUCGCCAGCCACCUGCAGGGACCUGGGGGGGCUGGCACCCCCUGGGAUGACUGGACCCCCGUCCCCCUGCCCGCCAUGUACUGUGAGCUCUACUCCUUCUUCGGUGACAGCCUGGCGGUACGCUUCAGCACGGGUCCCAGCUUGGGAGGUUGCCCCCUGUCAGCCCCCUCCCAGCCCCCUGAUACGAGGAAGGAGCCCCCUGGUCCCGCUGCUAACCCAGACACCACGCGCAAGAUGCCUCAGCUCACUGCUAACCUCAACAUCAGCCCCCGGCAAGACGGGAGCCCUCGCACUGAGCCCGCCCCACCUAGUCUAGCUGCCACUGCUCCAGGAAGGUCCCUGGCUCGCUCUUCCUCCUCAUCCUCCAUCCAGCGCAGAAACUCCUCCUCCCGGCCGGGACAGCGCUCAGCAGGUCCAUCCCGCGACGUGUUCACCAAGGCCCGUUUCCCCCCUCCUCAGACCGGACCCCCCACAUUCUCCUUCCUCAUCGGGGGACGUCAGAUGGGCCGGCGUUGCCAGGGUCGCCGCUUCCAGACCAGCUUCAGCUCUCCCCCACCCCUGUCCACUGUACCGCCCCGUGCCUACGCCCACAAGCUGCCCGUCAUCGGGAGGGUUGGAAAACCGGUGCGCCGAUGGACCUGCUCCCACUACUCCCUGCACCUGCCCCUCUGAGAAAGAGAAAAGUGAGACUAUGGUUGGGGGUCAAGACCUUGGAACAAGGCUGAGGCUAACUCACUGCUCAGUAGUGCAGGUGGAGUUCCCUAUAUCCUCCCUCCCUAUUCGGCCUAUGACAUAAGAGGUAGACUAGGACUAGAGGAUAGCCACAUUAGGUGGGAGGGACCCUACUGGAGUCGCAUAAGAGACACUGACUCAUGUACACAUUGUUCUAGAGCUCCGAUUUUCCAACCUGAAAAUCACUGACGUCAUGAUUUGACCUCAUUUGUUCUUGAGUUCCCAGUUGUCUUGAAUGCACCAUAAGGACGCUACUAAUUUGACAACUUCAGACUAACGGGCCUGGUGUGUGUUGAAUAGUGGGAUCCAUGGAUAUGGAAGGAGUAUUCGCACCGAGCUGAGAGCUUGACACCGUCUUAAAACAUGGACAAUGUAUUUUCUAUGUACCUGAGUAAUUUUACCAACCUGUACAUGUAUAUGGACGAUAGCCAAUAUCCUAAAAUAAAUAUUCUUACAAUAUUACAUAUUUUCCACAUUUGUUAUUUACAGUGAAAUUCAAACUUGAUAUGUUUUCGACAGUUUUUUCCUAUUUUAAUUUGAGUUAAUUCAUUUCCAGAAUUGACAUUCUAUGGAGUUCUCAAUGAGUGGAAUGGUGUUUGAAUUGUGUUUUAAAUAUUUAAAACAAGUGGCUCACCUGCGUCUGAGUGUUUGGUUACCUCCACUAGCGAUACACAGCAAGGUCAGUCCGACAAACAACCAUGAUCUGUUGGGUCGACUCGUCCCAGAGGUUCUGUCGGAAGCAUGCCUUCUGGUUCCUGCUCCUCAGCUACGUCCUCUUCACACUCUUUGGGGGUCUGGUGCUCAUGGCUAUUGAGCAGCCCCAGGAAAACAAGCUCAGAGCACAGGUCCUUGAACUCCGAGAGAACUUUCUGAGGGACAACUACUGCGCACCGGAGAGCAGGCUGGAUACAAUUAUCGUGAAAGCGUCCUUUUCUGCUAAUCGAAACAUUGCUGUCUUAGAUGCACACAGAGAUGAUUGGAGCUGGGAUUUUAUCUCGUCCAUGUUCUUUGUGAUCAAUGUUUUGACUGUCCGUGGUAAGAAGAACAAAUAAAUAAAGCUAGUUGAUUCCACA